Messenger RNA from Durio zibethinus, 1127 nucleotides. Its product is annotated as PHD finger protein ALFIN-LIKE 3-like. Lineage: Eukaryota; Viridiplantae; Streptophyta; Magnoliopsida; Malvales; Malvaceae. Gene Ontology annotation, molecular function: transcription coregulator activity; histone binding; transcription cis-regulatory region binding. The record is from RefSeq and is a predicted model, not a curated record. Gene Ontology annotation, biological process: regulation of DNA-templated transcription. Gene Ontology annotation, cellular component: nucleus.
UCUCCAAUAUAGUUAACCCGACCAACAAACCCAGAUUCAAAUCCGCUCCAAACUUGAAACGCACCUACCCGUUAAGUCCACAACUCUAUCCUCCUUUUCUCGACAACAACAAAUCAUUAUUAAAAAAAUGGUCUCAUUUUGAGUUUGACUAAUAGCAAAAGGAAGAAAGAAAUUUCCUUCUUGUUCUUCUGUUUCUAAACAGGGAAAGAGAGAAAUGGAUGGAGGAGCUCAGUAUAAUCCUCGCACAGUGGAAGAGGUUUUUAGGGAUUUCAAAGGCCGAAGAGCUGGCAUGAUCAAAGCGCUCACCACAGAUGUUGAAGAAUUUUAUCAGCAGUGUGAUCCUGAGAAGGAGAAUCUGUGCUUGUAUGGCUUCCCAAGUGAACAAUGGGAAGUCAAUUUACCUGCUGAGGAAGUCCCUCCAGAACUACCAGAACCUGCCUUGGGUAUUAACUUUGCAAGGGAUGGCAUGCAAGAAAAGGACUGGUUAUCUUUAGUUGCUGUCCAUAGUGAUGCAUGGCUGCUUUCAGUUGCCUUCUAUUUUGGUGCAAGAUUUGGAUUUGAUAAAGCUGACAGGAAACGGAUUUUCAACAUGAUUAAUGAUCUUCCAACAAUAUUUGAAGUUGUAACUGGUGCUGCCAAGAAACAAACAAAGGACAAGUCAUUGGUUUCAAAUCAUAGCGGCAUCAAAUCAAAAUUCAACUCCAAAGCGCGGGAAUCUCAGGCAAAGUAUUUGAAAGCAUCACAGCCGAAGGAUGAAGAGGACGGCUUGGACGAGGAAGAUGACGAAGAGCAUGGAGAGACCUUGUGUGGGGCUUGUGGUGAGAACUAUGCAGCAGAUGAGUUCUGGAUUUGUUGUGAUGUCUGCGAGAAGUGGUUCCAUGGGAAGUGUGUGAAGAUAACUCCAGCUAGAGCUGAGCACAUUAAGCAGUACAAGUGUCCGUCAUGCAGCAACAAGAGAGCUCGCCCUUGAUAUCAUGAAAAUGUGCCGUCUCUCGUCCUCUCCUGCCCCAUUUGUACUUUACUCUCUGUGUACUCUGCUAACUGCACUGUUAAUCAGUUUGUGUCUUUUGUACACUAGUGCAGCAUGUGAAUGAUCACUUUGGUCUAGGAAAUCUCAGUUUUCAAUA